AUGUAUCACCAGCUGCGCAUACGGAAGGAGGAUACGAACGCCCAGAGGUUCCUGUUCCGGAACGACCCAACGGCCGAGCCUGAGGUGUACAUCAUGGACGUCGCCACCUUCGGGGCAACUUGCUCGCCGUGUGCCGCGCAGUUUGUGAAAAACAAGAACGCGGAGGAGUUCUCGAAGCAGUAUCCCGCGGCGGCGAAGGCAAUCGUGGAGAACCAUUAUGUCGACGACUACUACGACAGCGCGUCGACGGUCGACGAAGCGAUUCAGCGGGCGAAGGAGGUCAGACUCAUCCACUCGAAAGCGGGCUUUGAGAUCCGCAAUUGGGUGGCCAGUUCAAGCGAGGUUGUCCGCGCGCUGGGCGAGAAGAAAGCCGAUCAGAAAGUUCAUCUCAGCCAAAACAAGACGACCGGUUACGAACGAGUGCUGGGCAUUGUGUGGAACACUAGCACCGACGAGUUCUUGUUCUCUGCCGAGAUGAGAGAGGAUCUGGAGCGGUACUUGAAAGGAGAGCUGCGGCCCACGAAGCGGGUGGUGUCGAGCUGCGUUAUGAGCCUGUUCGACCCUCAAGGUUUUCUGAUCUCGUUCACGAUCUUCGGGCGGAUUUUGAUCCAGGACUUGUGGCGGGCUGGCUGUGAUUGGGACAAGGCGGUCGACGACGAAGCGGGCGCGCACGAUCUGAACUACGAGACGUUGGAGCUUCAUGUGUUCUGCGACGCGAGUCAGUGCGCUUACGGUGCUGUCGCCUUCUUCUGGAUUAUGUCGUCGGUAGGCCCAAUCUGCGCGCUCGUGUCCGGGAAGUCAAAGGUGGCACCGCUGAAGCUACUCAGCAUCCCGCGCUUGGAACUGCAGUCAGAUGUGGUCGGCUCGAGACUCAUGAACUUCGUGCAGGAGAACCACACCCUCAAGAUUGCGGAACGGUUCAUCUGGUCAGACUCUGAAGUUGCUUUGUCGUGGAUCCAUUCUGACCAGCGAAAGUAUAAGCAAUUCGUUGCCUUUCGCGUCGGCGAAAUUCUGACGCUGACCAAGCAGAGCGAGUGGCGGAAGGUGCCAUCAAAGCUGAAUCUGGCAGACAUGCUCACCAAGUGGGACAACAAGCACAGUUUCCGGCAGGACGGGCCAUGGUCACGAGCGCCGGAAUUCAUCGAAGAAGCCAAGAGACUGUGGGACAUCUCGAAGCAGCAGGUGCAGCUGAACACGCCCGAGGAGAUGCGAGCGAGUGUGCUGUACCACAGCAUCAUUGUCACCGAGCAAAUCAUCAAUCCUCAAAACUUCUCUCGCUGGACGGUGAUGAAAAGCAAAGGGUUUGCCGAUCGAAGCACUUCCCCUUUCGAAGGCGAUGAAGGGGCUCGUGAAAAGACCGUGCCAGUAGUUCCAGUCCCGCUGAAGCGGGAAGAAUACCAGAUGGCGGAAACAUACUUGUGGAGAUGGGCGCAAGCGGGCUACUUUCCGGACGAGGUGACGACCCUCCUUAAAAACCUCGAACUCCCCGCGGACAAGAAGCUAUCCUUGGAGAAGAGCAGCGUGCUGUACAAGCUGACCCCGUUCCUGGAUGAGCAGAAAGUGAUGCGAGUUGACGGUCGACUUGAGCGAGCUACCAUGGUUCCGUUUGAAGUUCGCUUUCCCGUCAUCCUGCCCAAAGGUCAUCCCGUGACAACGAAGCUGCUGGAGCACUAUCACCAGAAGAUGGGCCACGCGUACUUCGAGACGGCAAUCAACGAGCUUCGACAGCGUUUCUUCAUCCCGAACCUACGAGCCGAGCUGAAGCGGGUGAUGACGGCGUGCGUGAAGUGCAAGGUGGAGAAAAGCGUACCGGCGAUCCCGAGAAUGGCACCACUUCCAGUCCAGCGUGUGACUCCAUAUCAGCGGGCGUUCAGCUACACCGGGGUCGACUACUUCGGCCCAGUAGCAGUGACGGUCGGGCGGCGUUCCGAAAAGCGUUGGGUCAGCCUCUUCACGUGUUUGACCACGCGUGCCAUCCAUCUAGAAGUCGUGCAUAGCUUGACCACACAGUCGUGCGUCAUGGCUAUCAGACGAUUCGCUUGUCGGAGGGGAAUGCCCAUCGAGUUCUUCAGCGACAACGGCACGAACUUCCAGGGCGCGAGUAAGGAGAUCGUACGCGUGGACGCGGAAUGCAGAGAAGAGUUCACCGACGCCAGAACGAGCUGGAACUUCAACCCACCAUCAGCGCCGCACAUGGGCGGGGUCUGGGAGAGGCUUGUGAGGUCGGUCAAGGAAGCACUGAAGGCGUUCGACGACGGGAGGAAGCUAACGGACGAAGUGUUGCUGACCAGUUUGGCGGAAGCGGAGGAUCUCAUCAACACACGUCCGCUGACGUACCUGUCAACCGAAGCAGGAUCAACCGAAGCUCUCACGCCCAACCAUUUCUUGCGAGGAGUGACGACUAACGACCGCGGAGCUCAACGCGCUGAAUCGACCAGUCCAGCCGAAGCUCUCCGAGACUACUACAAGCGGUCGCAACUCCUUGCUGACUGUUUUGGAAACGCUGGAUUGCGGAGUACCUUCCGACCCUGA
Messenger RNA from Culex quinquefasciatus (southern house mosquito), 2532 nucleotides. RefSeq lists its product as uncharacterized. Gene Ontology annotation, biological process: DNA integration. The transcript is spliced from 3 exons. The record is from RefSeq and is a predicted model, not a curated record. Lineage: Eukaryota; Metazoa; Arthropoda; Insecta; Diptera; Culicidae. The coding region runs from base 1 to 2532 and encodes 843 amino acids. Gene Ontology annotation, molecular function: nucleic acid binding.